Molecule: messenger RNA, 7185 nt
Organism: Myotis daubentonii (Daubenton's bat)
Lineage: Eukaryota; Metazoa; Chordata; Mammalia; Chiroptera; Vespertilionidae
Gene: RGS7BP
Product: regulator of G protein signaling 7 binding protein
Source: RefSeq, a predicted model, not a curated record
UCACACUCGUAUUCCGGCCCUAUCAAUGUGCGGGGCCGAGAAGGACGUCAGCGGGCCUAUUCCCUGCGUCCGCCAGUCCCGCCACAGAUUCACUUGGGAUCCUCAAACAGAUGAGCCGGUGGAGACGAGGGAUCAAGGCGGCCGGUUAGAGCCAAUUGCCUGCUUCAGGGACUGCCAGCCCUUCCAGGCCUAGCAACAGGGGAGGGAGGGGGAAGAGGAACCCAGCUUCUCUGCGGGAAGACACUGAAGCCAGAGCGACACCCCCCUACCCACCCUCCCCACCUUGCAGCACAAGCUUUGAAAAGCUGCUCCCGCAUCUGAAUGGAAACUCAGAACCGCCGGGAGGCGCGUUCCUUCUCGCCCAGCCGUGCAACCUAUGCCGAGGGGAAGGCGGUGCGAGCCAGCGCCCAGCUCCCGGGACGGGGCCAGCAAUGCUGCUGAGCAGAACUUGACUGAGCCUCUUCCUCGCUGCUAGUGGAAGCGAUGCUGCAGGGCACAGCCAGCGCUCCCCCGGCUCUCCUUCAAGCUGAAGGUUACCCACCCGCGCAGCCAGCCCCAGCCCUGUGAGUGCCGCGCUUCGGUCCUCGCUCAGGCUGCUCGGCGCAGGGCAACGACUGGGCCGCCGCGCCGGGGCGCACUGCACCAGAGGCUUCGGCUUGGUGGAUGUGUAUGCAUGAGUUCUGCACCGAAUGGGCGCAAAAAGCGCCCCAGCCGGUCCACCCGCUCCUCGAUCUUUCAGAUCAGCAAGCCCCAGCUGCAGAGCGGGGAGUGGGAACGCAGGGGCAGCGGCUCCGAGAGCGCCAGCAAAACCCAGCGAACCCUGGACGACUGCAAGAUGCUUGUCCAAGAGUUCAACACGCAAGUGGCCCUGUACCGAGAGUUGGUCAUUUCUAUCGGGGAUGUCUCCGUCAGCUGCCCCUCACUCCGGGCGGAAAUGCACAAGACAAGAACCAAAGGCUGCGAAAUGGCCCGUCAGGCGCACCAAAAACUUGCUGCCAUCUCAGGCCCGGAAGGUGGUGAGAUUCAUCCAGAAAUCUGUCGGCUUUAUAUCCAGCUGCAGUGCUGCUUAGAAAUGUACACAACAGAGAUGCUAAAAUCCAUAUGUCUGCUGGGGUCUCUUCAGUUUCAUCGAAAAGGAAAGGAGCCUGGCGGGGGAACCAAGAGUUUGGAUUGCAAAAUUGAAGAGAGCACUGAACCACCUGCUCUAGAGGACUCCGCUUCAUCCCCCGUCGACACGCAGCAGCAUGCCUGGCAGGUUUCCACAGACAUUGAGAACACUGAAAGAGACAUGCGAGAAAUGAAAAACCUUUUAAGCAAACUCAGGGAAACUAUGCCUUUACCAUUGAAAAAUCAAGAUGACAGCAGUCUUCUAAAUCUAACUUCCUACCCUCUGGUUAGAAGACGGAAGAGAAGGUUCUUCGGGCUAUGUUGUCUCGUCUCCAGCUAGACAACUCCUCCUGGAAACCCACCCCAAGGGAGACCUGAAAAAAAAACCCACAGACGCCGAGGACUCCAGACAGCUGGACCACAGUUAUUGGUUUCUGACUAUGUUUUCUAUGCUUCCGUAUUACUUCUGUCCGCCUCUCUCUACCCUUUUAAAUGAUUUUACAUUUGAAAGUAGCUGCUGUCAAGGGGAAAAAAAACAACAACACAGAUUCAAAAAGCAGGCUGUUUUUAAAAGGAUUUUUAAAGUCGACAUUGUUCAUGUCUGCUCCAAACCAUACCAUGACAGAUGCAAGAAUUAUGAUUUUUAAAUUAUUUAAAGGUCUUUUAAAAUGGAUUAUACAGAGAAAAAUCAUUUCACGUACACUAGUAACCCUAUAGCUCUUGCUGAUCUCAUGUUAACAAUUUAUCUUAUGUGGAAGAAGUCUUUAAACAUAGAAAUCCAUUUAAAACUGCAAAACUGUGUUAAAAUCCAAUCUAUCAAUAUCAUUAGAAACAAUAUAAGCAAACACACCACCUCACCUAUUGCUUUCUCUGCUUUCAUUUACAUUUAGUCUUCCAUUCCGUCAGAAUCUAAGAGCUUCAACAGAAAAAUAUCUUAAUUUAUAAUGCAGCAAAGACCAUAUAUGAAAAGUGUUUAAAUUUUGUAAAUACACAAUAAUCCUAAUACCUUCGUACAAUGCAUAUGGGCAACUAAUGUCCUUUUGAUCCAAUGGUGUCUUUUGCAGCUUCUUGGAGAAUGAAGUAAUCCAGUUAGGAAAUGGUGUAGUAACAUAUACAAUUACCCUCAAAUGUAAAAUUUGAAUAUUAUGACAUUUUAUUCUAAUUGAACUCUGAAGCAUGAAGUCUGCGCAUCAGCAUAGUGUUAACGCUUUAGGGCAUGCUGGAAUUAGCUCAGAUCGUAAAAAUAUUUAACAUUUUACAUUGUUAAUAAAAUCUUUUCAGUUCAGCUAAGCUUGUCUCAUUUUAGAUGACUAUGCAGAUAUGACUUUUCCAAUGUGUACUCGGUGUCUUAUCUUAUGCAGAUUUCUGAAAGCAGGUACAUGAAGCAAUACUACAUUUUAGAAAGGAGGAAGCCACGUGCUGUUUUUCUGCUCACAGCUUUGUUGUGAUCUUCCUCCACUAAACUUGUAACAUGGUACACAUGUUGUUUCAUUCCCCACUGUUCUUUCUUUGGCCCAUUUCUCAGACAGAAUUUCCCAUAGGUUGGCAGAUCAGGCCUUUGGACUUCUUUUCUUUUUAGCAUAGUCUGAAAAAUACUGAAGUCAGACAAGAGGCACCAGUGUCUGGUAUAAUAAAAGGAUGAGCAAGAUGCCUAUAAGCGGUUUAUUAAAAGCGCAUCUUUAAUCCCAACCCUAUAAUUUCUUCCUCCUUAUGAACACAGGCAUUUACAUGUCCACCAAUAUUUUGACCUGAAAACUUUCAUAAGUAUAUUAAAGCCUUUAGCUUUAGUGAAGAUAAAGACCAGGUACAGACAAAUUACUGGAAUAAUUAGUGUAUUAGGCUGAAUUAUAUGAAAUAGCUGAUAUUUGACUGUUUUGACCUGAGAAAUGGCAGUUUCAUAUAGUUCAACAUAAUAUCUAGUGUUGUGGAGAUAAUCUUUGGAAUUGUCUUCUAGGUUUUUCAGGUUGAAAGGAUUAAAGGGUUGGAAGAGAUCUCAAAGGCUAUGCAGGUCGCUGUGUGGAUCACACCAGCUGGCUGUUGGUCUUAUUUGUGGAGUCAGAGUUGUGUUCCAAUGAACUGGUAAUGGAUGCAUGAUUAUAGGUAUGCUUGACUUCAUAUAAAGAAGUACCCUCAAAAAUUACCCAAGAAAAUCACAAUUUUCUAAAUCAAAUACUUGUAAAACAAAACAGUUGUGGGAAUAUGCUAUUUAAAAGACACCUCGGGUGAGUGCUCCCCCGCAAAGCAGGUCACCAUUCCCAGAAUGAACUGGUCUGCAAACCCUGGUUUUCAUAAACGAGGUUUGAUUAAAGCUUAAUGUCCUUUCCUGAAUGUGGUUCAUUUUUAUCCCCUGGUCCAUUGUUUUAGAGAUUAUGAGGUAGCCUAAUUUGGCACGUUCUCUCUCCCGUCUCUGUCCUCUCCCAUCUUUCUACUAUAUUAAACCCUUAGCUUCAUUCUAGUUCCUACUAAUCCAUGCGCAGUUAUUAACGGAUAACUCUAACCUUGGUGUUCAGCACGUUCUUCUAAAUGCCUGGCCUAAAUCACUUCCGCUUGGUUAAUUUGUGCUCACUCUAGCCUUAGUCUCUUAGUCUCAGCGUAAAAGUAACACUUAACUUCUGUGCAAUUGUGCUUUGUACAACUGAAGACUGUUAAUAAAUUCAGGUCUCACCUCCAUGAUUGGGAGGACCAUAGUAGCAUUUCAUGGAGAUGGGAAUUUGUCUAAUUCCCUAGCUAGGCUUUUCAUACCUAAGGUAAAUAAAUGCAACCACUUUAUCUUCUAUUCAUAGUGCCUGUUUCCCAGCCUUUGAUCAGUUUUGUAGUUCCCUUAGACACACUCCAAGAUUUAUAGAUCUUUUUUCAGUGGCAGGUCCUAAAAAUUAAAUUCAGUCCUCAAAGUCCUGAUAACCUACACUGGCUCAUAGUUGCAACAGGUAAUUCACCGUCUCCCAUUAGAUAUGCCAAUGCAUCUCUUUAGGAGCCUGACCCCCUGUCCUCUCCCCACCAAAGGACUUUCUCAGGUGUAGUUCCAUGAGAUAGAGUUCUAAUGUCUCAGCUUCCUGCUGGCAUCUGCUUCCAGAUUAGCAAUAACACUGAGCUGAUCUCUAGGGAUAAGGAGAGAACCUUGAAUCCAUUUUGUUGCAUGUACUCACGUGCUUGAAAAAGAAAAGGAUGUGAGUGUCUUCUGGCACACCAUCUUCCAAUUUACCGCCAUAUUUUUAAUGCCCCAUGCUGCCUUCUCUUUUUUAUUUUAUGAUUAUGAGGCAUGUUCUUUGCAGGAAAUCUAAAAAAUAUACCAAUAAGUAUAAAGAAAAUAAAAAUCACCCAGAUCCCGCCACGGUCACAUUGUUUAAAUCCACAAUUCUAGGCGUUGCAUCAGUCAGUGGAGGGGCCCACAGGCACUUUUGGAUAAGGUUUGUAAAGAAAUGCCCGGAAGGCCAAGGUGUCACUUUAAAAUAUGGGUCCACUAAUGUUUUGCACACAUCGAGGACUUCUGGGUGUGCCAUUGUUCUGGAGUACAAAGAAGACUUUAGAAGUAGCACAGCCCUGCUGCCUCCUCUAAUGAAAGCUCGUGGGGAGAUUCUAAAAUCCUGCCAGAUCCUUUGGCUCCUUGGUGCUCCAUGUGACAUUUGAUGCUUACUGUUUGGCAAUACUGCCACCUUCUGAAAGCUGAGCUUUAGAGUGAGAGGGGGAAACCAAGUAUAAAAGCAUCUAAUUUAUCUUAGACAGCAAACAAAUGGGCCAUAUUAACAAUGAUCCCAUAUGAAUUUCAGACUCUGGAAGUCUCAGAGUUGAAAGGAUCAGGGAUAUCACCCAGAUUAAUUUCCCACCCCACACACAUCCCUAGGCAAUGUCUAUCAUUUCUUUGUAUUCUAGAAUGUCACCAAAUGCAAAAUGCUCAAGUUUCAGGUAACUAUCGAUAGCAUGAAAAAGAGUAGUGAUGGUAUUGGCUCAAAAUAAAUCAUUAGCAUUAAAUAUAAAGUCCAGAAAUAAACCCAAGAACAUAGAAGAAUGGAGUAAUUAUAAAAAUGACAUUUCAAAUCCCUGAGGAAAGAUUAGAUUAUUAAGUAAAUUAUAUUGGUACUAGAGGCUCAAUGCAUGGAUUCAUGUACCAGUGGGGUACCUUGGCCUGGCCUUUUGGGGAUCAGGCCGAAACCGGCUCUUUGACAUCCCCCAAGGGGUCCUGGAUUGAGAGAGGGCAGUUCUCAGGUGACGCACCCCAGAAUCGGGUUCCCUCCUCUGUGGUUCCAGGUGCAUCACCUGAGAACCACAGCUGCCAAGUCACUGCAGCUCUGCAGCUCCUUCAUUGAGCGUCUGCCCCCUGGUGGUCAGUGCAUGUCAUAGAUACCGGUUGGACGGUCGCUUAGGCUUUUAUAUAUAGAUAACUGGUUAGCCAUUUUGAGGAAAUUAUUAUAUCUAUGCCUCAUAACUUUUAUCAAAAUCAAUUCUGACUGCAGUAGAGAUUAAAAUGCUAAAGCAAAUAAAUAAACAUAUAAAAGGACUAGCAGGCAAUACUAAUGAACAUUUAUAUAAUUUUCAUGUGGAAAACAGCCUUUCUAAGCAUGACACAAAAGGAAGAAACAACAAAGGAAAAGAUGGACCAAUUAAAAAUCCAAAACUCCUAUACAAUGAAAAAUAAAUCAGAUAAAGAGAAAACAAAAGUUGAGAUAUAUGCAACAAAAAGUGUAGACCUGUAAUAUAUAUCAGGAGUUUAAAUCCCACUACUUUGAGAAGUUACCAUGGUUUACAAUACCGUAUCCUUCCAAAUGUUGCCAUUUCAUUCUUUUCUUUUCUACUGCACUUUUUCAUUAUUGCUUAUUUAAUUGUCUAUAUCCACUAAACUGGAAGUUCAAGAAGGCAGCAACCAUGUCUCUUUUGCUUACUGCUAUAUCUUCUACACCUAACACAGUGCUAGACACAAAGCAAAUACUAAAAACAUUUAUUGGAUGAGUGAGUAAUGAAUUCAUGAAUAAAUGACAUUUUAUGACUCAAAAAAAUAUCAAACUUUCCAAUAGAAAAUUGAGCCAAGACACGAACUGACAAUGUACCAUAAAUUUAAAUACCAAAUGUAUGUACCAUAAAUUUAAAUAAUGCACUAAUGAUAAAUAUGAAACUAUUUGAAUAUACUGGUAAUCAAAAAUGUAAAUUAUUGUAAUAUAUUCCUUUUUGUGUAUCAGAAAGGUAUAAAGAAUUAAAGUGCCCAGGGGCAGAAGGAAGUGUGGAAAUGAAUAUUCUCUUACAGAGUCAACGUGAGUGUAAAUUGAGUCAAUCUUUCUGGAAAAUAUUUUGGCAAUGUAUUUUACAUGUAUGCCAGGUAAUUCCACUUUAGGGAAAUUCUCCUCGAAAAGGUCAGAAAAAAUGAACUAAGUUACAUUCAUUCAUCAUUCAAAAAAUAUAUGCAAGAAAGGAUGCUUAUAGCAGCAAUAUUUGGAGGACUAGAAAAAUGUAAAUACGUCUACAGUAAAGGGCUGGUUAAAUAUGGUAUAUCCUUUCAAUGGGAUCCUGUGCACCAAUUAAGAAUAAGAAUCAUAUGUACAUGUAGGGAAAUGAAGAAGCUAUAUUGUUAAAUGAAAAAAAGGAAGUUACAGAAGAAAUCCAUUUAAAAAAUAUACAUAUUCAUGUGUGCAUUAGAGUCUGAAAGGCUAUUUGCUAAAAUUUUAACAGCAACUAUCUCUGAGAGGUGAGAUUUGGAGCAAUUAUAUUUUCUUUUUGCAUAUCUGUAAUUUCUGAAUUUUCGACAAUGAGCAUGUAGUAUCUGUAUAAUUUUUCAGGGAAUAAACAGCAAUGUUCACAAAUAUAUAUUAAAUAUAAAACACAUGUUAUAAAACAGUAUGGAUAGUAUGAUACAAUAUUUGUAAAAAAGAAAAUUAUAUAUAAAUCUAUCUAUGUAUGUAUAUAUAUGCAUAAGAAAGCUAGAAGGACAUACAUUAAAUGUUAAUAGUAGCUAUUUAUGGGUAGUGGGAUUAUGGGUGAUUAUUAUUUCUUUUCGCUUUUCUGUGUUUUCUAAUUUUUCUACAAUGAAUAUGUAUUACUUGUGUAAUAAAAACUAUUAAUAAAAGUUAAAAAAAGAAUUAAAAAGUGAAA